AUGAAUCUUGCUUUAAGAUUCCUCCUCCCCUGCCGACAGUUCUUUGUGCCUUCCACCUUUGCUCGUCCAAGCUCCGCCGCCCCACAGCAGUACAACAAUUCCGCUCGCUCCCAAUCUUCACCAAUCCUUCAUUAUACAAGGCAGCUCUCGACACAGCGUACAAUGGAGGGGCGAAAAGUGGUCCAUCAGGACAAAGGCGAAGUAGCUCAGCUGGUGACUACCCUUGAGGCUGCUAGAUUGGAGAACAAAGGGGUCAAAAAGAAGACCUUUAAGUGCAGAAAGACCAGGUUCAUGGUGGGGAAAGGAGGCAACGUCGCCGUGGACUCGUGGAAGUUUAUGGACUGGGAUUACAAGCGCGAUGACCUUCCGACCUAUGCUCGUGGGUUGUUCACAACCAAGAGACAGGACGGCACCCCCGAGAUUGCUACACGAGGCUACGAUAAGUUCUUCAACAUCAACGAGGUCAACUCAACACAAUGGAGGAACAUUGAGAACAACACCCGAGGGCCUUACGAGCUCAGUGUCAAGGAGAACGGUUGCAUCAUAUUCAUCUCUGGUCUGGAAGACGGCUCUCUGCUAGUAUGCAGCAAGCACUCAACGGGUGCUCGUUCUGAUACUGAUAGGAGCCAUGCUCAAGUUGGAGAAGAGUGGAUUGAACGACACGUCGCUUCGGUCGGCAAGACAACUGCACAGCUGGCCAAGGAGUUGCGCGAGAUGAAUGCCACCGCGGUGGGAGAGCUCUGUGACGAUAGCUUCGAGGAGCACGUUCUCGCGUAUGACCAGAACUCCGCCGGUAUAUACCUUCAUGGAAUCAACUUCAACGUUCCCGAGUUUGCAACUCUUUCUAGCCCGGAAGUGCACAAGUUCGCGGACGCCUGGGGCUUCAAGAAGGCAAACUUUGUUGUUUACGAUGAUCUCGAUUCUGUUAAGCGGUUCCUUGAGCGAUGCGCCGAGACUGGGUCUUGGGACGGCCGAGAGACCGAAGGUUUUGUUAUCCGAUGCCACAUGAGCGAGGGAGGUCGUGGUCCCUUGCGGGAUUGGUUCUUCAAGUACAAGUUUGAAGAGCCGUACCUGAUGUAUCGGCAAUGGCGUGAGUGUACCAAAUCUAUGCUCUCCGGGAAACAGCCAAGAAUCAAGAAGCACAAAAAGAUUACAGAGGAGUACUUGGUCUACGCGCGCCGUCAGUUUGCUCUGAAUCCAGAGUUGAAAGUACCCUAUCAGCAUAACCACGGUAUCAUCGCAAUGCGCGAUGGCUUCCUAGCGGAGCGCGGCCUCAACGGAGCACAGAUCAUCCAAAUGGAGGCAGACAAUGUCACACGGGAUGUCGUUCUAGUACCUAUUGCAUCAAUCGGAUGUGGUAAGACGACGGUGGCUCUAGCUCUGGUCAAGCUGUUCGGCUGGGGCCAUAUUCAGAACGACAACAUUCCCAAACAGAAGAGUAAGCCAAAGGCAUUCGCUGCUGGUGUGCUCAACCAGUUACUGGACAAGCCGGUUGUGAUUGCGGACCGGAACAACCAUCAGAAACGUGAACGAGAUCAGAUCAUAAAGGACGUGACUGCUGGUACUCCCAACGCACGAUUUGUUGCACUCCACUAUGUUCAUGAGCCCAAGGAUAUGAUGCUUCCUGAAAUCAGAGAGGUGACUCGGAAACGUGUGCUUGAGCGGGGCGACAACCAUCAGACCAUUCGCGCCGGGACCAAAGACAGCGGCGAGGUCAUUGGGAUCAUGGAGGGCUUCCUCAACCGGUUCGAGGCCGUUGAUGUGGACCAUGAACCGGACAUGAGCUUUGACGAGGUUAUCGACCUUGACGUUACGGCGUCUUCCCGCGAGAAUCUCGAGAAGGUAGUAAAUGCGCUGCAUUCUGCCUACCCUCAACUCGUGAAGAAAGUCCCUUCCGCGCAAGAGCUAGAUGACGCCAUCAACCACGCUGUUAGCGAGUACAACGUCGACGUAGACCACAGCGGCUCCUACAAGCAGGUCAAGGGGCCAAAGCAGAACAACAAAGCUGGCAGCCCGAACUCAGGGAUCAACAUCGAAGCCAAGGUCCGAAAUAUCGAGUAUUUUGGCAUUACCCUUCCGACAAAGGAAGUCUCCGACCUCCUCCACUCCCUCUUCACCUCCGAAACACCCCCCGAAAGAGCACGUCUCUACCACCAACUUGUCAAGUCCCGUCGCGUUCAGCCAGCCUUUCACGUAACCUUGAUUCACAAGGCGUCCAAGAAGGACCACGCCGAAGUAUGGGACAGCCUCACCCAACUCUACACGGAGAAGAUGCUCCAGGUCCCGCCCAAAGACCACAGCGUCACGCCUACUCUAGGCAGCGCACGCAUCCGCCUUGAGCGCCUCAUCUGGGAUGGCCGGCUCAUGACUUUCGUUGCGCGUAUCAUGCCCCAAGACGAGAACGAUCAGCCGGAUUGGAUGUGCGUCAACCCUCUACCCCAUGUUACGGUUGGCACUGCGUCGCCCCAGAUCAAGCCUAAGGAGAGCAACGAUUUGUUGCAGAGAUGGCUCAAGGAGGGCUCCGGCGAGGGGACGGGCAUUUGGGAGGCUGAGAUUCCCGGCGUCAAGGUUGUUAAUGGCACUGUGAGUGUUGUUAUGAGUCGCGGAAGGUAA
Aspergillus calidoustus is the source of this 2613-nucleotide messenger RNA. NCBI's taxonomy places the organism in Eukaryota, Fungi, Ascomycota, Eurotiomycetes, Eurotiales, Aspergillaceae. The record is from the annotation of a GenBank genome assembly.